Messenger RNA from Malassezia globosa CBS 7966, 588 nucleotides. RefSeq lists its product as uncharacterized. NCBI's taxonomy places the organism in Eukaryota, Fungi, Basidiomycota, Malasseziomycetes, Malasseziales, Malasseziaceae. The transcript has a single exon. The record is from RefSeq and is a predicted model, not a curated record. The coding region runs from base 1 to 588 and encodes 195 amino acids. Gene Ontology annotation, biological process: thiamine diphosphate biosynthetic process. Gene Ontology annotation, molecular function: thiamine diphosphokinase activity; ATP binding.
AUGCUCAAUACACCGAUUCCACCUGAGCAUGCUCACCUAUUUUCACGUGUUUGGAAUAGUGCUGCCAUCCGCAUUGUGGCGGACGGUGGGGCGAACGUUCUUCGCGAAUUUGUUAAGUCAUGGGACACAUUUCAACGGCCGACACUCAUAUGUGGUGAUUUAGAUUCAAUCAGCGCUGAUACGCACAAGUUUUUUGUCGAUCUGGGCGUAUGUGUCAAGCGAAUCGCGUCUCAAGACUCGACAGACCUGCAAAAGUCGAUCCAAGCGUUAGAGCAAAUGGAGGCAGCCAACAGUUGUAAAGCACCAGUUGACUCUACUUUCGUUAUGCGCCAUCCAUUGGUCAUCUAUGGUGGACUUGGCAGUCGCCUUGAUCAGUCCAUGCAUACACUACAUGUGUUGGCGCAGCUCGCACCUGAUGCGUCUUCGUCGGCGGCGGUUCCGUACGUACAAGUACAUACGUCACCACUUCCUGAUAGCACGUUGCAAGCACGGCCCGAAACAAUCCUGAUUGCCAGCAGCUGUGUUUCAUGUUUAUUGCCACCGGUACGUCUACCUCGACUCACUGACGUCGCACCAGGGCACGCAUGA